CGCUCUAUAAGUUGUAAACGAAACCCUAGCAUCGUCAACCCUGCCGCUCCACACUAAACCAGAGGGAUUUCCAAAGAGAUCAAACAGUAGAGAAAUGACAACCCAUUUGAAGAAGAACAGGAAGAAGAGGGGUCACGUAUCAGCUGGUCAUGGUCGUGUAGGUAAGCACAGGAAGCAUCCUGGAGGUCGUGGAAAUGCUGGAGGUAUGCAUCACCAUCGUAUCUUGUUCGAUAAGUACCAUCCUGGUUAUUUCGGUAAGGUUGGUAUGAGGUAUUUUCAUAAACUCAGAAACAAGUUUUAUUGUCCAAUCGUUAAUAUUGAUAAGUUAUGGUCGAUGGUACCUGAAGAUGUGAAAGCUAAAGCUAAAGGUACUGACGAAGCACCAGUUAUUGAUGUUACUCAGUAUGGAUACUUUAAAGUAUUGGGUAAAGGUGUUUUGCCUGAUAAUCAGCCUAUUGUUGUUAAAGCUAAAUUAAUUUCAAAGACUGCUGAGAAGAAGAUUAAGGAUGCUGGUGGUGCUGUUAUUCUUACAGCUUAAGGAAGUUGCUCUUUUAGUGGAUUAAUAUUUACCUUUUCUUGAAUGAAUCGUGAUGUUGAUGGAUUAUUAAAGAUUUUGGUUUUUUAAGUACCGUUUAAACAGUUUUGUUAUGAGAUUUUAGUAUGGUUUCUAAAUUGUGAGAAAAACUUUAGUUAAAUGCUUAAAACUUGUUAUUAUCUUUUUGGAAUGUUGUAGAUUUGUG
Molecule: messenger RNA, 740 nt
Organism: Papaver somniferum (opium poppy)
Lineage: Eukaryota; Viridiplantae; Streptophyta; Magnoliopsida; Ranunculales; Papaveraceae
Product: 60S ribosomal protein L27a-2-like
Exons: 1
Coding region: 95-538 (147 amino acids)
Biological process (GO): translation
Cellular component (GO): cytosolic large ribosomal subunit; ribosome
Molecular function (GO): structural constituent of ribosome
Source: RefSeq, a predicted model, not a curated record